ACUCUUUUGGUGGUUUAAAACGGCAAAAAAAAAAAAGUGUAGUUUAAUUAAAUAAAAAAACUAACAUUUUUCCAAGGUUAAAAAUUGUCAAAAAAAAGUGUAAAUUGUGUGCGGCACCAGAAUCAGAUCUCAUGAUUUUCCGAUGUAUAAAAAAAAAAAUCAGAUCUCAUGCCAUCUAGUACUCCUAUUUCCUAUAUAUGCGGUUAUUAGUUAUAAUUAAAACACGGAAAAGACUGUCUCUCCCCUCGGUCAUUUUGAACGAAGAAAAACAGUUUCUGCCUAAUGUGCAGCGUGCGAGCGUUACUGGUGGUCUUGCUGUUCACCCUUUCACUCCCACGAGGUUGCAGUAACAGAGAGCAAAACCAGGCAUGUCCCCCUUCAUCCUGCGGCAAAAUCCUGGACAUAAGUCAUCCUUUUCGGUUGAAAAGUGACCCACAACACUGCGGCCACAAACAGUACGAGCUAGCUUGUGAAGACAACGUGACAGUGUUGUCUCUGUACUCAGCAAAAUAUCAUGUGCAGGGCUGCAGGCUAUCAACUACAACAAUUACACGAUCUGAGUGGCUGAUCCAGGAAUUCAGCAGGCCAUUCUCUCCUCCAUUCCUCACUAUUUUUUGUUUCAAUCCAAUUUCUGCGCUACGUAUGAUAACGGUCUCAGCUGCGCGGAUCCAUAUCAUGCCGUUGCCCUAAUGACUCCUCUGGAAUAUGAUCAACUUCUUUUUAAGCAUGUUGUUUACGUCAACUGUACUCAUCCAGUAACUCACAAUCCUACAUAUGUGGAUACUGUUCCUUGGGUGAACUGGUAUUCCGGAGGUUACGUUUACGCCAUCGCAGGUGACUUAACAGGGGGGAAUUUUGAAGUUGACUGCCGUGUGAAGCUGGUUUCUCCCACAUCUUGGUGGGGUCUGGACGGAAACAAAAUUUCCUAUGCUUUGAUUCACAGGGCUCUGGUCUAUGGAUUCGAGAUUUCAUGGAUGCAUCUUUCCUGUGAGGAAACUUGCAGGGGUUCAAGUUACUGCUUUUUCAACUCUUCCGGCCAGAAACUUCACUGUUCGCACAUCUGCUCUUCUUUUCUGGGAUAUUGGACCCCUGAUAGAUGCGGGAGAUGGACUCAGCUGCGUUUUUAUGUCAAAGACACUAUUGUCGCUAUCUUCAUAGGAAUUCUUGAAACAAUAAAAGGACGAAACAACGAUUAUGAAGGUUUUACGAACUACAAAUUAGGAUUGACCACGGGACACUAUGUUUUACCAUCAAUUUUGGCUGCAAGAUUUCUUUUUGGGGUGACAUUUUUUUUGGCACUUUUGAUACAUAAAUGGAAAAAAAGACAUUUGUCAAUGUUUGAAAAUAUUGAAGUAUAUCUACAACAAAGUCACCUUGUGCCUAUUCGAUACUCACACAAUGAAAUAAAAAAGAUGGCCAAAGGUUUCAAAGAAAAGUUGGGUGAAGGUGGCUUUGGCACUGUGUUCAAGGGGAACCUUCGUAGCGGGCCAUGUGUGGCCCUAAAAAUGUUGGCAAAAUCAAAAGGUAAAGGGGAAGACUUCAUCAAUGAAGUAGCAACCAUUGGAAGGGUGCAUCAUUUGAAUGUGGUACAACUAAUUGGAUUUUGUAUUGAGGGAUCAAAACAGGCUCUUGUUUAUGAAUUCAUGUCCAAUGGAUCUCUUGAUAAAUUUAUUUUCUGCAAAGAAGGAAGUAUACAUUUAAGCCUUGAAAAAAUAUGUAGUAUAGCAAUUGGAGUAGCUCGUGGGAUUGCUUAUCUUCACCAUGGGUGUGAGAUGAAGAUUUUGCAUUUUGAUAUCAAGCCCCACAACAUCUUACUAGAUGAGAACUUCACCCCGAAGAUCUCUGACUUUGGAUUGGCCAAGCUAUAUCCAGUAGAUAAUAGCAUUGUCACAAUGACUGCAGCAAGAGGAACAAUUGGGUACAUGGCUCCGGAAUUGUUCUACAAAAAUAUUGGUGGUGUGUCUUAUAAGGCUGAUGUCUAUAGCUUUGGAAUGCUUUUGAUGGAGAUGGCAAGCAAUAGGAAAAAUCUGAAUCCCCAUGUGGAGCAUUCAAGCCAACUUUACUUCCCCUUCUGGAUUUAUGAUCAGCUUGGAAAACAGAAUGACAUAGAAUUGGAAGAUGUUAAAGAGGAAGAAAUGAAAAUAGCGAAGAAGAUGAUCAUGGUCGCGCUUUGGUGCAUACAAUUGAAGCCCGAUGAUUGCCCUUCAAUGAAGGAAGUAGUGGAGAUGCUUGAAGGAGAUGUUGAAAACCUUGAAAUGCCUCCGAAGCCUUCUUUGUAUCCACAUGAAACAAUUGCAGGGGAUCAAGGAAGCAACUCUGAACAGACAACGCUGAGUGAUUUCAUUAGUUCUUCUAUUGAUCCCGUGGAAAUUGUAGCUGAUAGUCAGGUAGCAGGUAUAGCUUGACAUUGCAUGUUCGUAAUUAUUUG
Molecule: messenger RNA, 2428 nt
Organism: Lotus japonicus
Lineage: Eukaryota; Viridiplantae; Streptophyta; Magnoliopsida; Fabales; Fabaceae
Product: rust resistance kinase Lr10-like
Exons: 4
Coding region: 690-2405 (571 amino acids)
Biological process (GO): protein phosphorylation
Molecular function (GO): protein kinase activity; ATP binding
Source: RefSeq, a predicted model, not a curated record